Molecule: messenger RNA, 4954 nt
Organism: Paramuricea clavata
Lineage: Eukaryota; Metazoa; Cnidaria; Anthozoa; Malacalcyonacea; Plexauridae
Source: the annotation of a GenBank genome assembly
AUGUUUGCGGAUGAUACCCAAAUUGCAACAUUAAGUGAUGAAAUUAAUGUAAUCACUGAAACAUGGAAUAGAGAUUUAAACAAUGUUGCAAGUUGGCUGUCGACAAAUAAAUUAACUCUAAACAAUAGUAAAACCGAAUAUAUGAUAAUUGGUUCCAAGAAAAGGCUUAGUCAAGUGCCUACCGAUCGUGCUAUCAACGUAGGUAACUUAAAAAUUAAGACAGUUGAGACGACAAAAUCCUAUAAUGAUAGACGAGUCUCUAAACUGGACUGCGCAUGUCGAACACAUUUCAAAAAAGAUCAUCUCAGGCCUCGCUAUUCUCAGACGAAUCCGAGAUAUAGUUCAAUUCAAUACCUUAAUAACAAUAUACCAAUCCAUAAUUGAAACUUAUUUCGAUUAUUGUGUUCAAGUGUUGGAAAACAUUAGCAGCUAAAGCAUAAAAAUUACACAACAGAGCGUUUAGAAUAAUCACACGUGAGAAUUACACGACACGAUCAGCUGAUAUAUUAAAUAAGCUAGGAGUUCCGAACCUCGAGAAAAGAAGAAUGCAACAACUUUCAAUUUUCAUGUACAAGGUAAAAAACAGACUGGUCUCCGAUUACUUGUGUGAUAUGUUGAUUAAAUAAGAAUGUGGAUUACGUACCCGACCAUAACACAAGACAGUCGGGAGCCGAUUUGACAUUGCCUAAACCAAAAUCAAAUAAUAUGAAAAAUACGUUCUCCUAUAGAUGUACGGAAGUGUGGAACUGCCUUUUCUACAUCGCUAAAAGCAUCGACAACUAUUGCUAAUUUAAGUUUAACUUGAAACAUGCAAAUUAACAUCAAUUUGUUUCUAUCUAUUUUAAAUAAUCUUCUUGUAAAUGAUAUAUUUCUUAUUUCUACUUGUGUGAGCAUGGCCGGUUGGAAGAUUACCAUUUUUCUUUUUAAUUUGAGUUUAUUUUUAUUAGGUGAAAUUGUAUCGUGUUAAAAUAUUUGUUCAUAAUAUUCCAACAUUCCCGCGUGCAUUAUCACACCAUAAACGCACGCGACUCGUCUUUUAUUUCUUAAUUGUCGAGCGAAAAUUAUAAAUACAUAUCAAAACCUAACCGGGAGCAAAUUCGAAUAAUGGAACGAUAAUGCUGGCUACUCCCUUGUGGCUGAAAUUGAUCGAACAUGUUGCCAUUCGAUUCCGUUGCAGCGCUCUGGCAUUUUCUAAGAUACGAAGUAAAUUUUCCAAGAGCCAACCACGAAGUCAAGUCAUGCUAUUUUACAUAAUUCAACAUUUGUAUUUCGAAAUAAACACUAUAUCGUUCAAAGAUCAUGUCAUUACGAUCAUUCACUCAGAUAUUUGUUUUAAUUUUUACAGAGAAAUCGAUAGCUGUCCGGUUACAAGGACCAUUAAGUUCCAAUGGUACUGGUCGUGUGUUGAUAUUCUACAGUGGCCAAUGGGGAACAAUCUGUAAUGAUAGUUGGGAUAUAAGUGAUGCUCAAGUUGUAUGUCGUCAACUUGGAUAUAAAGAUGGUUUCAAAACUUUUGGAGGAGGUAACGUUUUUCGUGGUUCCGGAAAGGUAUGGUUAGAUGACGCCAACUGUACUGGAAGUGAACAAAGUUUGACCAGUUGUUUACAUAGCGGAUGGGGAAAUCAUAAUUGCAGCAGCAGUGUGGGCGUGGGGGUUCAGUGUUCUUUUACAGGUAAAUUUACUGUACAUGCACAAUUAAAUACACUUUAUAUUUUUCAUGAAAUUAUGCCGUAUGUCAAUCACGGAGCAGUACCGCAACAACUGACUGUACCUUAAAUGUACAACGUGACAAUGUAUAUAGUAUUUAUACAUUUUCUGUGGAUCAAUGAAGAGGAGUUGAACAGUUAGUAAUUUAUAAGUAUUGGUUUUGCUGUGUCUCACAAGAAUAUUUGUGCAGAAUAUUUUACUGUUUAUUUUUAACUUACCACCAAAAUAUUCGAGCGUCGUCAGUACCUUCGUUGAAACAUCGGAGCAAGACGUGUCUUUAGAGCUCCGCUAUUUUCGAAAAAAAGUGUUAUAUAGAUAUAUCUUUCUAAAAUCUUCGGUUUAGAUUGACGUAAGAAUGUUAAUGUAAUGCCUCCAAAGAAAAAAAUAAAAUUAAAUGAUUUAAACGACGACGAACACGCUGCAGACUCCAAUUCGGGCGAUAGUACCAACUUAGCAACGCUUCAACGAGAUCUACAAGCUAUAAUUGAUCGUCGUUUUAAACAACAGACAGUUGAAAUGAACGAUCUCUUUAUCAAGGAUUCAAAUUCGACUAAAGCCGCUUUAGUUGAAAUAAAGGAGAGUCAAGGAUUCCUCACAGCAAAAUUUGAAGAGCUAGUCAGCAUUAUAAAUGAAGUUAAGGUAAUUCCGCAGUAAUUGUUCCCGAAAUGAGAAUGUGCUUAAACUUCCCAGGCAUGGAGUUUAUGAUAUACUUAAAGUAAAAUCACACAAAAAAAGUCGGGGUUACCGAACUCGUUAAGAAGAUAUGACAAUCACAAUACACCACCUUUACCCGAUAUGGCGCCAUCUUGACGCUCAUUACGAGUAACAACAAAAUCAGAACAGCCCGAUAUAUUUAUUGACGUUUUUAGCGCGGAAUUUGCUUUAGUAGCUAAACCUAUCUUGUAAUUAUUUUUGAAAAAUUAUUGUGUUUUGAGCAAAAUGAAACUACUAACGUGUACAAUUCUGAUCCACAAAUGUCUUUUCCACAUUUCUUUACAUAUCUUUCUUUGAGAACAUGCAUUGAUAAAGGAUUUUUUUUCAAGAUCCAGAAAUGAUUUUUCUUUUAAUUUCGGAUAUGAAAUGUAAAAUGCAUUAAAGAAAUAAAUUAUCAGUUAAAAAACGGGGGUCACCGAUCUUUUUAGGGACUUGUGGCAUUAAACCGUGAAAUAAAAGUAAAUAAAUAUACUACAGACACAGUGAACCCUAGCUACACUUUUGUAUGCAUUUUUUGAAAACAUUGAUUUUAACAUAAUUCUUUGCACGAAUUAGUGUAACCAAAGAUGUUUUGAAGUAACAUAAAAUUGUCAUAAAACGAUUUUGUUUUAAACGGUACGGAUAAUAGAUGAAAUUAUAAGUUAUAAGAUGUGCGCAGUAAAAGUGCGCAAUGCAAAACUUCGGAAUUACCUUAAGACAGAGAAUAGCAAAUUGCAGAAAGAAAAUGAUAAUUUACAUCAACGGGUUAAGGUCCUUGAGGAAAAAUUUGCAAAACUGAAAUGGACGUUGAAAACCUACGUCGUUAUUCACGCAGGGAUACUCUCGAAAUUCAAGGUGUUCCCGUCGCUGAAGGCAAAAAUACCAACAGUAUUGUUCUCGAGGUCGCACGGCUAGCUGUCCCUAAUUAUGUUUUUGAUGAGUCUAUGCUAUCAGUAAGUCAUCGCCUGCCUUCAACAAGAGGUAAUAUUCCUACAAUUAUCGCUAAAUUUGUUAGGCGGGACAUACGUAAUAUGAUUUAUAGUAGGAGACAAAAUCUUAUUUCCAAGUCAAGCACGGACCUUGGCUUUUCUACUUCAAACCGUAUUUACAUUAAUGAAAGCCUAACGCCUCAGAGCCGAGCUAUAUUUGGAGAAGUGAAGAAAUUCCGAAAUCAACAUCAUUUUAAAUUUAUCUGGACAAGGAACGGAAAAGUGUUUCUGAAGAAAGACGAAAGUCAACAAUCAAUCGCAAGUGUUUUGGAUUCGAUGGAAGAGUUUGAAAAGUUUAGAAAAAAUUUCCUUCGUCAAGGAUAGUUCUGUACAUUUCUCAGCUAAGUGAUUUAGUUGUGUGUUAAUUACUAAUUACUUUCGAGUCUUCUAUAAAUGCCAUUAAUUCAUUAGACGUUGAAAGUUUUCAAUUAGAAUUGUAUGAGAUGUCUCAUGGUAGACUGAACUUUGAAGCCGAAAGAUUAUUGAGUCUGAAGUUUAACACAUUGCAUUAUAAUAAUCAAAAAAGCUUAACAUUAUUUCGUAACUUAGACCCGGAUUCUAAUUUUUUAGGUGAUUCUUUGAAUUGUGAUUUUUAUGCUGAGAACAGUUUAAAUAAUAUGUUGUCAAAUAAAACCACGAAUAUCAAUUGUUUAUCAUUUAUGCAUUUAAAUAUGCAUAGUUUAUGCCGCAACCUAAAUCAGUUCCAGCAGCUACUUGGAAGUAUAAACAGCAUGUUUUCCGUUAUUGGUAUUUCUGAGACUUGGCUUCAAAAUUCGACUCACCAUGUUGACAUUAAUGGAUAUAAAUUUGAGCAUAUUUGUCGGACUGAUAAGGCCGGAGGUGGCGUUGGUUUGUACAUCACUUCGGUAUUAGAAUAUAAGAUUCGCGAUGAUUUGUGUUUUGAUAAUGCACUCACUAUCGAAUCUUUGUUUGUAGAAAUUGUUAACCCUGAAGAGAAAAAUACGAUAGUCGGAGUGAUGUAUAGACCACCUAGCCAAAAUAAAGCUGAUUUUAUUUCUAAGCUUAUACAUUGAUUGGCAUAAUUUCUAGUGAAAACAAAAAUUGCUAAUGUACAGGGCCGCCCAGAGGUUGGCGGGGGCCCGGGGCAAAUUUUUUUUUAGGGGCCCCUAUCUAAAAAAAUUUUUCCGGAUAACAACCUCCCCCCCCCAGUCGCCAAAAAAUUUUCGGUCAGUGUACCAUUUUAGGGGUAAAAUUUUUUUUCCGGAGUACAAAAUUUUGCCGGACGAGUACGUUGCAAAUGCUUUCGAGGGACUUUAUCUCAUUUUUUAAUGCCAAAAUUCGGUACUUAGCCCAAGAAAACAGAUAUCUUGUUCUUUGCGCGGAAAUAUUUAACACACAAAAAAGGCUGGGGCCCUACAAAAAUUUUUCAGGGGCCCCCAGCAACUCGGAGCCCGGGGCAAUUUGCCCCCUUUGCCCCCCCCUGGGCGGCCCUGCUAAUGUAUGUUACUUUUGUGUAUUUAAAACUUAUUGAUAUCCUUCUUUUUCACGCAUGAAUUAUUUAUUAUUGUCAGAGCGAGAGCGGUAGUGUUAAUUUCAUAUUCUAA